AUGACCGGAAAAUACUUGAUCACCGGCGGGUACUUGGCGACGCUCGAUGACUCUCUGGGUGACUUCGCUAAUGGAGCCAUUCUGGUUGAGGACGGUGUCAUCAAGGCGGUCGGCAAGGCUGAAGAAAUCAAGGCUCCAGAUGCAGAGAUUAUCGACGCUACGGACGGCGUCAUCAUUCCUGGCAUGGUUGACACUCAUCGCCACGUCUCCAUGUCGUUGACGCGCUGUGGUGACCGACCGGUUCCGGCCGUGGCCGAAGCGGCUGGUCUCCGUGCUGCCAUUGACAGCCUUGUUGGAGGACACUUGCCGGCGGCUGUUCUCCCCGCGUACAACGUCCUGAUGGACACGUACGCGGCCUCCCUCCGAGGUCGUUAA
Molecule: messenger RNA, 375 nt
Organism: Colletotrichum truncatum
Lineage: Eukaryota; Fungi; Ascomycota; Sordariomycetes; Glomerellales; Glomerellaceae
Molecular function (GO): hydrolase activity, acting on carbon-nitrogen (but not peptide) bonds
Source: RefSeq, a predicted model, not a curated record